AUGGAGAAGGAUGGAGUUGAAGAAGCCUUUGAUCGGUUCUCCAACUUGCCUGUACCCAUCAUUCAUCGUAUCAUGUCUUUCCUUCCAACAACUAAAGAUGUGACUCGUGUUGCCGUCUUGUCCAAGACACUUAAUUCUGUAUGUCACUCGUACCCGAUCUUAGAUUUCGAUCAACGUUCAUGGAAAAAAAUCAUGGGUUUUGAUUCAUUCUUGGAUUUCAUGCAAAAAUCUCUACAACAUCGUCGCGAAUCGAAUAUUGACAUAGAAAUAUUUAAGCUAUGCGUUAUCGACCAUGAUGGCAAAUCAGAUCAACGGAUUGAUGAGUCAAUUCGUUUUGCCAUAGAGCAUAAUGUCAAAGAGUUGGAUCUUAGAUUUGGAGAUUAUUGGAUACGUUCCCGCUAUAAGUGUUAUGGUCAGCUCUAUACAUUGCCAAAAACAAUAACUACUAAAUCCAUUGUUGUGUUGAACUUGGUAGGCCUCGCUUUCAAGUUUGAGGAUUUGAUCCCAAGUUUGAAUCUGGUUGAGCACUUGUCAAUUGAGCUCUGCAGUGUAUCAAGCAAUUUUACAAUUUCAAGCUCCAAGCUUAAGACUUUAGAGCUCCAGAAUUGCAAAGGAUUAAAGACUAUUGUGGUUGAUGCAGUCAAUCUGCAAUAUUUUUCACAUUCGACCUUUACUGGCUCUAGUGAAAUCAGUCUUGGCGAUUGUAAGAGUUUGAAAUAUGUAAAAUUAGAUAACACAGCCAUUACAGAUGACUGGCUCAAAAACCAUCUUUCUAAACUACUUCUACUAGAAAGUUUGAUACUGAAAAGCUGCAAAAUUCUUGGAGAGAUUGAUAUAUGUCAUCAAAAGCUCAAGCACUUGGCCUUGCUAAACUGUGACAAAUUGGUAAAGGCCAAGAUUGAGGCUCCAAAUCUAGUUUCAUUUUAUUUUUAUAACAAAAGCAGAUUUCCAGUGAUAACUUUGCAAUGUUCGAGUCAAAUUUAUGCAGAUCUCAUAUUGUUUGGAAUUUCUCCCACAAAUGAUGAGCAGUUCAUGAAUUUCAAGAACUUUUUGGGUUCUUUUAGCCAUUGCAAAUCGUUGUCGUUAACUUUACCGGACAUGGAAUUAAGUUUACUCGAGGAGUUGAGGAAUGCCUUACGAUCUCCACUGUUGUCUCUCAAGCAUCUACGUGUUCAAUUGUUUUCAUCAUCCAGAAGCUUACCAGAGUUGCUGGACAUCUUGCUUUGUCUUUCACCUUAUCUGGAGACCAUGUGUAUUACUUCGAAAUAUAAAGAAAAUUUCGAAGAAGUUGUUUUCCCUCUUCUAUUUUUUUGUAGUUUUCUUGGUCCAUCAUUAAUUGUAUUAAUGUAUUUUUCCCUUGUCAGUUGA
Molecule: messenger RNA, 1368 nt
Organism: Quercus robur (English oak)
Lineage: Eukaryota; Viridiplantae; Streptophyta; Magnoliopsida; Fagales; Fagaceae
Product: putative F-box/FBD/LRR-repeat protein At1g66290
Exons: 2
Coding region: 1-1368 (455 amino acids)
Molecular function (GO): protein binding
Source: RefSeq, a predicted model, not a curated record